Messenger RNA from Gambusia affinis (western mosquitofish), 6141 nucleotides. RefSeq names its product inactive dipeptidyl peptidase 10. The record is from RefSeq and is a predicted model, not a curated record. The coding region runs from base 159 to 2528 and encodes 789 amino acids. The transcript is spliced from 25 exons. Gene Ontology annotation, biological process: proteolysis. Gene Ontology annotation, molecular function: serine-type peptidase activity; dipeptidyl-peptidase activity. Lineage: Eukaryota; Metazoa; Chordata; Actinopteri; Cyprinodontiformes; Poeciliidae.
GGAGAGAGGGUGAGAGAGGGAGGCAGGACCACCAACCCGCUGAGGACAAACUUGCAAGAAGCGGAGCAUGCAGAAAAAGCUCCGCCAAACAACAGUGCAGCUGCUCGGCGGCUUGUGAAGCUACACACGGCAGCGCGGAGCUGGUUGCGGAUUACACCAUGAUUGCCACAACUCAACAAAACAUGACCACGGAACUGGACCUGGGGAGUUCAGACGGUCCGCCGAGGAACUGGAAGGGCAUCGGGAUCGCCAUGGUGGUGAUCCUGGCCGUCAUGUCCCUGGUCAUCCUCUCCGUCGUCAUCCUCACGCCCGACGAGUCUCACUUGUUACUCCGCUCCCAUGUGACCAUGGAGGAUCUGGAGAGUGAAGAGUUUAAAGUUCACGAUCCCUGUGCGGUGUGGUUGAACGAGAACGAAGUGGCGCUGCGCACCAGAGAGGGACAUGUCCUGACAUUCACCCUCAGCAACAACCUAACCACAACACUGCUGGACAACAGCUCUUUGGACCUGACCUCAUCUAAAUUCCAGGUGUCUGCAGACAAGAGGUUUGUCCUCUUGGCGUAUAACAUUCGACCGGUGUUUUCUCAGUCCUUCACAGCCUCCUAUGCUAUCUACGGUGUGGCUAAUGGGGAUCUGCUGGAGCUCAGCCCUCCCGAAAGGGAGACAACAGAGUUGCAGUACGCUUCUUGGGGACCCCAGGGUAAUCAGCUGGCCUUUGUGUUCGACGGAGACAUCUACUAUAAACCCACCGUGACGAGCGACUCGCUGCGUCUCACGUCCACUGACGAGGACCAGAAGGUGCUAAACGGACUCUCUGACUGGACCUACGAAGAGGAGGUGCUUCUGACAUAUGCUGCCCACUGGUGGUCUAUGGACGGUGCCCGGCUUGCAUAUCUCCGCAUCAACAACUCCGUGACACCUGUCAUGGAAAUACCUCACUUCCUGGGAGGCCUCUACCCUUCCAAUAUGAUUUUUCCGUACCCAAAGGCUGGUUCCAGUAUCCCAUCAGUCAGUCUGUUUGUAGUGAACCUUUACGGCCCAGCUCACACUCUGGAGAUGCUGCCUCCCGACUCCCUGAGGUCCAGGGAAAACUACAUCUCCAUGGUGAGCUGGAUCAGCAGCACCCGGCUCGCGGUUCGCUGGCUGAACCGUGCCCAGAACCAAUCAGUGCUCUGCGUGUGCGAGGCCACCACUGGGGCAUGCUCAGAGAAACAUAAAAUGGCCAUGGACAUGAUGCAGAACCAGCGACAGGACUUGCCUUUGUUUUCGUCAGACGGCUCGAUGUUUUAUACAAUACUUCCAGCAAAGCAAGGCGCUCGUGGAGAGUUUCACCACAUUGCUGGUCUGACGGUUCAGCCUGCCAUCCCCUCUGUGCCCCCUCGCUUCUUGACAUCGGGGAGCUGGGAUGUCACCUUGCUCUGCGCCUUAGACGAGAAGGCUGGAAAGAUCUACUUCCUGAGCACAGAAGAAUCGAGAGAGAGCAGACACCUUUACAGUGUGGAUUUGAAUGGAGCGUUUCAGCGUCAUUGCAUCUCCUGUGGCCUCAUUGACGGAUGUGGAUUCUUCAAAGCCGUUUUCAGCCCAAAUCGAACCCACUUUGUCCUCUACUGCCUGGGCCCAGGAAUCCCUAAAGUGACGGUUCAUAGUAUGAAGGACCCCGCCAGUUAUGUCAUCUUGGAGGAUAACAACCUGCUGUCUGCAGCUCUGGAGGACAAGAGGCUCCCUGAGAGUCUGUUCAGGACAGUCCAAGCAGACAACCAUGAUCUGCACCUGAAGCUGACUCUGCCUCAGGGCUACGAGGCCAACCUGCUCCCGCUCCUCAUUAUUGUUGACGGCACGCCUGGCAGCCAGACUGUGACGGAGGAGUUUUCCCUCGGCUGGCCUCAGGUCCUCUGCAGCACGCACGGCGUGGCUUUGGCCUGGGUGGACGGACGCAGCGGCGUCGGCCGUGGGCAGAAGGCCGUCGCCGUCGACCCCCGGAAACUCGGCUCACUGAGAGUCAAAGACUAUCUUGGAGUUGUAGAGUUGUUAAUGCAGCUUCCUUACGUUGAUGAUCGGAGGAUAGCCCUCUUUGGAAAGGCACUUGGAGGUUAUUUAGCGCUCAAAAUGUUAGCUGCAACCGACAACCUCUUUCAAUGCACUGCAGCUGUAGCACCCAUAACGGAUUUCAGGCUUUACAGUGCAGCUUUUUCUGAAAGGUAUCUUGGAUUUCCAGCAAAGGAGGAGCAUGCUUAUACGACUGCAUCUGUCCUUGAAGAAGUCAACAAACUAAAAGAGGAGAACUUCCUCAUUGUGCACGGAACUGCAGAUGCGAGGGUCCACUUCCAGCACAGUGCUGAGCUACUAAGCCGCCUGGUGAAGGUGGAGGCCAACUACUCCCUGCAGCUGUACCCAGACGAGGGCCACGUCCUGAGAGAGCCCCGCAGUGUCAGACAUUUCCAGCGGACUGUGGUGAACUACCUCCAAAACUGCCUGAAACACAGCGCCCUUCUAGAUGCCCCAGAGGAAGAAGAAGAGGAAGAAGACUGAGCCCAGAGGCCUUCGUCUCUUCCUCCAGAAGGACUCAUGAUGAGGCCUGGAUGCACCGGUUAUGCAUUUCAUUGGGUCAGGUCACCAGGAAUUAGAGCAGAGGAGUGGGGACCAAAAGCAUCAGAUCACCUCCUGUAACUUCUGGAAAAAAUUGUUGUACUGUACGACAUGAUGUUGUAACUAACACAAUUAGUUCAGCCGUUUUGUUGUAUGUUUUGAGGAAGAGAGUUUACAAAAUUCACCUGAGACGAUGUGGAGGAGACUGCCACUGACUCAAAACGUUUACAAAGAUUAGAAAGCAUGCAUGUCAUAAUGGCUGCAUGAUGCUGAUUAUUGUAUUUUGAGCCUUUUUUUUUCAAAGAUUUUUGAUUUUGUCUUUAAAAUUUAGAAAUGGGGUCUCUAUGUAGGUCAGGUUUUGAGGUCUGCUGUGCUUCAACUUUUAGAUGCAUUCUUGCUUUGGCAAUCCUCAAUCAAAUGGUUAAAGGAGACCUUUUAUGCAAAAUUCACUUGUUGCACGUUUUGGACUUUUAUCUGGGUUUCUAAAACAGCUAAAAAAAAACAUCCAAACGUUUUACGGCAAUAAGCUAAUGUUUUUUUGGUGUCUGGAAAACAAGAGCUGUGUCCGAAUUCAGGGUCUGGAUCCUUCGAAGGACGGAUUUGUAGCCCGAUUACGUCAUAGUGUGGCGACAAGGCCUGUCCGAAUUCGAAGACUCCUUCACAUGCUGCCUUCUUUCCCCCAGAUCUGAACGAUGGGUCCGGUGUAUCCUUCACGGCCCACCAUAUCCCAUAAUUCAUACCAGUUUUAUGUAACUGUAAUGGCUUAUUCAAAGAUUUGGGAAGUAUUAUAUUUGAAAAUGAAUAAUUAUUUUAUGUUUAUUCCUGGUAGAAAUAUGCAACACAUGUUUGAACAUUUUAGUGUCAAACAAACAGAUUUCUUUUUUACUAUGAAAGGUGAAGAAUAAUACAUAAAUAAGGAGUAAUACAUGACUAAAAAACAAACUUCAGAUCCGAAGAUUUUUUUUUUCGCCGCUCUCUGCUUCACGCUGUCAUGGUUGCUAGGCAACCUGAGUUACACUGAGGUGGGGUCGGGGACAGUUGGUGAAGGCUAGACCUGUCCGAAUUCACAGCCUUCCUCUUCCGGUCUCAGUUUAUUCAUGGCCUUGGAAGGAUACAGACCUUGAAUUCGGACACAGCUAAGGUGUUUCAAAAACCUUAUGAUUAUGACAUCACAGUUGAUGGGUACUGCCCUGUUACUUAGCAACAAAAGGGGAUCUCCACCCACUUCGUUAUUAGACAAUGAAAACCUCCGGUCAGCUGGUUUUACUCCUGUAUGUUCUGUGCAAUGGCUGCUGGAAAAGACAAGUUUUAUUGUUGAAAAUUGCACAUUUGUUUGUUGCUAUUUUCACUUGCAUAAGGUCCAAGUCUAAUUAUUGGGGGUGUGGCCAGCAGCAGUUAAUUUGCAUAAAAGUGACAGAGCCAUGAAACAGCACAUUUAGCAAGGAGUUCAAAAUAGGCAGGACUGAGCAGAUGAAAUCUCACUAUCUCAGAAUAAAUCUCACUAUCUCAGAAUAAUUUUGUGCAAAAAAUGUAAGGAACAUUUUUUUUGCACAAAUGAGCUAUCUUACUUUGAAAGGAAGCAGAAUAAGUCCCCUUUAAAUUACCUCCUGGCUGUGAAAUCAAGUUCUGCAGAGGCCCAGUAGUGAGUCUCAGUACUGGAACUUGUAUGCAUCUAAAAGUUGCCACUCAAUAACUCUAGAAGAGUUGGCUUAGAGUGUGCCAAACCUGCUGAGUGAGUACUGUUGAAAGUAUAAACUGACUGCAUAAAAGAAACAUCCUAACACAAAACUAAAUAUUUGGGAUGGUUACUAGAUAAAUGAUUGUAAAUCCAAAACUUUAGAAAAAGCGUAAUUGGUUCUUAGGUGCUAGCCUGCUGAUAGUCAGGAAGGAAGCUGGUCUGUUCAUAACCUGCAUGAUCUCAGAUUACAGUCUGAGUUAUGGUUGCAUCCCUAUGGAUUAGAUUGUCAUCAAAAAGUAAAGAAUGUCAGAGUAUCAUGCAAAAGUAAAGUUAUUUCAGUGAUUCAAUUCAAAAAGUGAAACUCUCAGGUUUACUGCAGACUCUGGACUUCAUUAAACAUUGUGGACUAAAACCAUGACUCACACCAGUCAUUCUUUUUCUAGAACAGUUUUUUCUUCCACUCAAUUUUCCAAUUAUAUGCUUGGAUACAAUACUGUGAACAGCCACCUUGUUUAGCAUUGGCCUUUGGUGACUUACACUCCUUCAGGAGGAAGUUAAUGAAAAUCUGCUGGACAUCUGUCAGGUUAUCUGUGUUACAUGUGAUUAUACAGACAAUGAUGUGAUGUUUACAUAAAUUCAUGUUUUAAAAAACAUUUUUUACUGGUCUCAUGUUAUAGUUUUGAAGUUUGCAUUAGCUGUAAACCACAAUUAUCUAAAUAAACAGAGAUGAGAUGUUGAAAAAAAUUACUGUGUAUAAUGAAUCUAUACAACGUAUGAGUUUCACUUUUUUAUUUGAAUAUCUGAAAUAAAUCAACUUUUGAAAUGUAUUCUAAUUUAUUGAGAUACACAUUUUCCUUUUGAAUUUUUACAGUGUGUUGCCGGAUUAUGCAGUGUUACAUUAAGGAUAAAGACCAUUCUAAAUGUGCCAAAUAUAUUUUACAGAUUUUGUCCUCUGGUUUUGUUUGCAUUGUGUGAAUAACAAUGAGUAUGCAACUGAAAUGCAACAGAAACUAUUUAUACCAUGCUCCAGUUCAAACGUGAGUACAAGUUACAGGAACGUAUACAUGUCUGUGCACUGUAUCUAAAAGUAUUAUUUCUGUUUUGAUACAUUGUGGCAUUUUAACCAUUUAUUGUGUAAUGCAGGAUUAAAUUAUUUCUUUGGAAAAAGUGUUCAAAGUGUCAAAACUUUCAAAAGGGAUCCAACUACCAGGAGUGCAUGUUGUUGAAUUGAAAAGAACUCAGAUGAAUCCAGAACAUCAGCAACUCCAUUUUCACUCAAAAAUAAAGCUGGACAUUUUGGUCUCAAAUCGCUAAAAAUAUUCCUUUAUCGUUCCUCAUCCUUUAGUCUCAUUGAACCAUUUGAUGGGAUGAAUAUUGAAAAAGAAAAUAUCAUACAAUUAACUCUUCUCUUUAUGAAGAGUUAACAGUCUUUUUCUGUUCAAUUCACCUCAAUUCAAAUAAAUCUUUUGUCUCAAGUAGUUUUCCAAAACUAGACACCCUAUAUACUGGAUCUAUAACACUGUAAAAAGAUAAAAAGAUCAUAGAAAACACAACUGGAUAAAAAUAGAAAAUGUUUAGCAUAUAGCAUAUAUGUCUUAUUUUGCUGUAUCAUUUCCAGCAAGGGUCUCUGAUAAUGAUAAGCACUCUGUCCUUCAGGUAUCUGAAACAUAUUGAUAAUAUUUUAGCUUAGAAAUGUUAUGUUUUUGGGUUAAACAACCAUUAGAAAGACUACUUAUUGAGUCCAGUAAACAAUCACUCACAAAAGGUCUGUGCUAGAGAAGCAUGUCCAAUUAAUGGAAGGUUAGGUGAAAGGAAAAAGUGUGCUAAUACUUGAACAAACAACAGGGACAAUCACAAACUUCAGAAAAUUGAAAAACA